CCCCUCUGAUCGUCCAUCUCCGUGACAACCUUGACAGUAAUUAAAUUAUGGCCUGCGAACUCUUGUCAGCCUUUGGAAACUCUGUGUUAUGUUUCCGUUCAGCAGUCCAUGGAGACAGGAUGAUAUGAUGUUCGCUGUCGGACAUUUCCGCAAGCUAUUUCAGAUCUCUUAUAGUUCUGGACACCCUGGAUGCCAGCCUCCCCAGAACUUGCUCCCUUAGCCGGAGCUGCGUCCCUUCAAAGCUUGCGUUGACAGUCUCACACGUUCAUUCGUUGCCUCAGAGUCUUAGACAUGCCUGUCAUUUCCGACGCACUGAUUGUCCUUGAGCUCGAGUCCAUCCGAGUGACCCCAACGGCAUCCGCGAGCGCCGCGUUAGGAUCCACGACUGCAGUCGUGACGGACUCCGUCGCCAACAACGCAGCUGCAGCUAUCCUAUCAUUCCUGCAUUCUCUCAUCUCUCGACAUCCAAUCUACAGCUGGCUCUUCAUCUUCCUCUCUUUUUGCGUUGUCACUCGCUUCUUGGUGACAUUGUUGUUACACCAGCUUGAGAAGGGGGCGACACGUGACAACGAAACGAUCAUUACAAGUGAGGAGGAGCGGCGAUGGUUGAAGGAGGGGUAUUCGAUUAUAGUCGAGGGAGAGGAGCUUGAAGGCGGAACACGAGCCGCAGCUCUUCUCCAAACAAGACGGUUGUAUCAAGCGCUGAGCCGUGCUGAACUCUUGUAACUGGGGUCGUGAUCAUAUGCAAGUCAUACCUGUCCAUUGAUACUGUCUGUCGUUACUUGAAGAGUUUGCGAUUCUGCGGCGCUUCUAAAGCAGAUUGGUUCCUUCUUGAUUCUUGUUUGAACACGGUUCUCCUAUUGAGCAAGUACUGGCUACGCCUCCAUCAUUGUAAAAGAAUUGUCGUGGCCUUUGUCGUAAAUAUCCGAGCUAGUUAGUUGGGUACCGACUUAAGCACCAUUGUCAAAGUUAAGGCACUACUUUAAAUGAAGUACUUAGAUGAUGACUCAGAUAGUGCCCGUGUUGAACGCUUUCGAACUACAAAACAGAUUGAUUACAUAU
This is a messenger RNA of Somion occarium, 1062 nucleotides long. The record is from the annotation of a GenBank genome assembly. Lineage: Eukaryota; Fungi; Basidiomycota; Agaricomycetes; Polyporales; Cerrenaceae.